Molecule: messenger RNA, 1092 nt
Organism: Lodderomyces beijingensis
Lineage: Eukaryota; Fungi; Ascomycota; Pichiomycetes; Serinales; Debaryomycetaceae
Source: the annotation of a GenBank genome assembly
AUGCCCACGGAGUUGGAAGAGUUGGUGGAGUUCCUACACUCUCCCCAGCCGGCAGUGGUGCAAAUAGCGUUGAGUAACCUAGUCGGCUACUCUGGUGGACCGCAGCAGCAAGUGUUCAGUUACAACAACUAUGAGGCCAUCAAGGACCUCAAGCACCUCACAAAGUCCGAGAGCAAGACCAUGGUGGAGCACUCCACCACGAUCCUCGCCAACUUGUGCGAGGAUCUAGUGAUGCGCAGCCUCAUCGUUGAAGAUUUGCCGUAUUUGCAGUUCCUAGUCGGCAAAAUCGCCAAUUUGAAAAACUCCAAUGCUGAUUUGAUGUGCAUCUUAUUGACCAAUUUGGCCAAGGACGACCACAUCAACAAGAUCUUGGAGUUUGAAAUUCCCUUGAAUGAAGAAACGAGAAAAGUUUUCACUUCCACCAAGGCCAUCGAUUGUUUAAUGGACUGUUUCGUCAAGGGCAACGACCGAAAACUAAACGCCUACGCCAACUACGACUAUCUUGCCUACUUCUUUGCCGACUUGUCCCGUUUUCAACAGGGGAGACACUACUUCAUAACGGAGCAAGCAUACGAUGCCGUGGUGCCCAUCUCGAAAUUGCUCGUGUUCACCGAGAAAUACGAGGACAAGAUCAGAAGGGAAGGUGUUGCGUCCACUAUCAAGAACUCGCUUUUCGACACUAAUGCCCACAUGAAGUUGCUAACUGACCCCAAGAUCAACAUCUUGCCCUUUAUAUUGUUGCCCUUGGCCGGUCCCGAGGAAAUCGACGAGGACGAAAUGUUUGACUUGCCCGAGGAAUUGCAGUUGUUGCCGCCCGAUAAACAACGAGAGCCACUAAGUGGCAUCCAGUGCAUCCAUUUGGAGUCCUUGCUUCUACUAUGCACCACGAGGCCUGCUCGCGAGUAUCUUCGAGAGAAACAAGUAUACUGUAUCAUUAGAGAGUUGCAUAAGGUCACCCAGGUGGAUGAAGUUGCGGAACUUUGCGAUAGAAUAGUGCAAAUGCUAAAAAGAGACGAGGCACCGGAACCUGCUGAGAUAGAAGCUAUAGAGAGUGACGACGAUGACGAUGAUAAAAUUGUUGAGAUUGUAUAA